AUGCAUCAAUAUCCAUCAAUUUCAUCCUUCUAGAAAAAAUAUUCAUCAAUUUCAUUGACAUAGAAAUUUUGUCAUUGAAUAUGAUCAUGCUAACAAUACCUCUAGUUUUGGCUGUAACAUUCAUCAUCACCUUAUUCCUUUUUGCUUCUCAUCAAACAAAAUACCUCAAAACCCCAGCCUUCACAAAUUGGCCUUUUCUUGGUAUGUUACCACAAUUCCUUUGGAACAUAUCACAAAUUCAUGAUUUUUCAGCUAAAUUGUUGAAAUCAAAAGGUGGAACAAUUGAGUUCCUAGGACCAUGGUUUACCGGCAUGUAUGGUGUUAUCACAACUGAUCCAUUGAAUGUUCACUACAUCAUGAGCAAGAGCUUUGACAACUUUGUCAAAGGUGAUUUGUUUCGUGAAAUGUUUGAACCUUUUGGUUUAGGAAUUUUCACUACAGAUUCAGAUCAAUGGAAAUACAAUAGGAAUCUUCUCCAAUAUCUCUUCAAACAAAGAAGCUUUGAAGCUUUUCAAGAGAAGAUAAUUCACAACAAAGUUGAGAAAUCAUUGAUUCCAAUAUUGAAUCAUGUUCUACAACAAAAAGGGUCGGUGGUCGAUUUACAAGAUGUGUUCAAUCGAUUCACAUUCGAUAACAUUUGUUUGAUAAUUCUUGGACAUGAUCCAAAUUGUCUUUCAACAGAUUUCCCCGAAGUUCCAUCUGAGAAGGCUUUUAACCAAGCGGAAGAGUCCAUCUUCUAUAGACACACCGUGCCGAUUUGUGUUUGGAAGUUGCAAAGUUGGCUUCAAAUCGGAGAAGAGAAGAAAAUGACUGAGGCAUGCAAGGUAUUUGAUCAAUUCCUCUUUUCGUGUAUUGCUUCAAAGCGCGAAGAGCUAAAGAAAAAUUGUAACAAAAAUGAAAUCAAUGCUGAAAGUGAUGAUGCUCAUCAUGUUGAUAUGUUAACGGCAUUGAUUAGAGAAGAAAAAAACAAGGGUAGUGAAAGUGAAGCACUUGGUGACAAGUUUCUAAGAGAUGCUGCAUUCAAUCUCUUUGUAGCUGGAAGAGAUACCAUAACUUCUGCGCUUACAUGGCUAUUUUAUCUUGUUGCUACACACCCUUUAGUGGAAGCCAAGAUUCUUGAAGAGAUCAAAGAAAAUUUCGGAUACAAAGAGAAGCCUUGGAUUUUAAGUGUUGAUGAUGUGAAAAAGCUUGUUUAUCUUCAUGGUGCUAUAUGUGAGGCAUUAAGGCUUUUUCCACCAAUACCUUUUGAGAGAAAGGAAGCGGUUAAACCCGAUAUACUUCCAAGUGGUCAUCAUGUUUAUCCGAAUAAUAUGAUAUUGUUUUCUUUGUAUGCAAUGGGAAGGGAUGAAAAUAUUUGGGGAAAAGAUUGCUUGGAGUUUAAGCCAGAGAGGUGGAUUUCUGAGAGAGGAGGCAUUGUUUAUGCGCCGUCUUACAAGUUCUUUAGUUUUAAUGCUGGACCUAGGACUUGUUUGGGAAGAGAGUUGGCUUUCAUUCAAGUUAAGAUGGUUGCUGCUUCUGUUUUGUGGAACUAUUGUGUCCAUGUUGUGGAAGAUCAUCAAGUCACUCCUAACCUUUCAAUUGUGCUUCUCAUGGAACAUGGUCUCAAAGUUAAGAUAACCAAAAGGGGAAUUUAAUUUGAUGGAGAUAGCUAGCAAUUUCAAAUAUUUCUUAAGUAUGGGGGGGAUAUAUUUGAAA
Medicago truncatula (barrel medic) is the source of this 1695-nucleotide messenger RNA. Its product is annotated as alkane hydroxylase MAH1. Bases 81 to 1634 code for a protein of 517 amino acids. NCBI's taxonomy places the organism in Eukaryota, Viridiplantae, Streptophyta, Magnoliopsida, Fabales, Fabaceae. The transcript has a single exon. Gene Ontology annotation, molecular function: monooxygenase activity; iron ion binding; oxidoreductase activity, acting on paired donors, with incorporation or reduction of molecular oxygen. The record is from RefSeq and is a predicted model, not a curated record.